AUGUUCCAGCCCGCGGCGGCGGCCAAGCGCUGCUUCACGAUCGAAUCCCUGGUGGGCAAGGACAAUAGCCACCCUCUGGCAGAGGAUUCUCUCCGUCCGGUCGCUGCCGCCGCCGCCGCCCUCGGAUACCCGGCCAGUGCCGCCGUCGAGGCCUUCGCCCACGGCUUCCAGGGCUCGGCCGCUGCCGGGCGUUCGCUCUACGGCGGCCCGGAGCUGCUCUUCCCGGAGACCGUGAGCCACCCCCCUGCUCUGGGCGUCCACCCGCCGCAGCUGGGCUCCUCGCACCUGCCGCCCUCGCCGCACCCCUUCUUCGGCCCGCAGCCGCGCGACCCGCUCAACUUCUACCCCUGGGUGCUGCGGAACCGUUUCUUCGGGCACCGCUUCCAAGGCGGCGAAGUGUCCCAGGAGAACCUGCUCUUGCACGGGCCCUUCGCCCGGAAGCCCAAGCGCAUCCGCACCGCCUUCUCGCCUUCGCAACUGCUGCGGCUGGAGCGCGCCUUCGAGAAGAACCACUACGUGGUGGGCGCCGAGCGGAAGCAGCUGGCCGGCAGCCUCAGCCUCUCCGAGACCCAGGUGAAGGUCUGGUUCCAAAACAGAAGGACCAAAUACAAGAGGCAGAAACUGGAAGAAGAAGGUCCCGAAUCAGAUCAGAAGAAAAAGGGAUCCCACCACAUCAACCGAUGGCGGAUCGCCACCAAGCAGUCCCACACGGAGGACAUUGAUGUCACGUCCAACGACUAGCGAGAGGCGGCAGCGGCCACUGGCAAGCAGGGCCAGAAAGGACCGUGUGGGAAAGCAAGGACCCCGUGGAGAUCCAGCUGCUCUCCCCUCCACCAGGGGUGUCCCUCUUCAUGGGGAAUCUGGGUGAUCUAGGAAAUCCCUUCUCUCCUGGGAUCUGCCUAGCUGCCACGGGGCAGAUGGGGGGACGGUGGGACAUGCCCAGCCCAGCCAGUGUGGAGGGCAGGGACGGAGGAAAGCCCUUCGCCAGCCACGUGAACAGAUCCAUCCACCCACCGAGCCCUCCGCCGCACUCCAUCCUCUCGUCUUUGUUACACUUGGGUGGGAUAAUUUUUUAAUCAACAAAAAGAAUGCAUUUUUAUUUUUAUUUAUUAUUUUGUGUCUCUGCGUGUGCUGGGCCUGUGUAC
Molecule: messenger RNA, 1145 nt
Organism: Thamnophis elegans (Western terrestrial garter snake)
Lineage: Eukaryota; Metazoa; Chordata; Lepidosauria; Squamata; Natricidae
Gene: EMX1
Product: empty spiracles homeobox 1
Exons: 3
Coding region: 1-741 (246 amino acids)
Biological process (GO): regulation of DNA-templated transcription; brain development; neuron differentiation
Molecular function (GO): DNA binding; DNA-binding transcription factor activity, RNA polymerase II-specific
Source: RefSeq, a predicted model, not a curated record